CGUUCAAGUGCAAACAACAAACGAAAAGUGCUGAAUAAGAAAGUUUACUGCUAAGUUACAACUGAAAGCAUUUAAUAUAUUGAGAAAGUACCAGCAAAAAAAUAUAUAGUUGAGAAAGAAUAACUGCUACAUCAAACGGACAUAAAAGAAAAUAAAACUUUUCAAUCGAAAAGUUUGUUGAUUCGCCGAAUAAAAAAAACGCCGGCUAUACCAAAAAGAGUGCUUGAUAUACAAACAAAACAAAAAAGGAUUGCCAACUGAGAAAAAGUAUCCUAUUUGGAGGUUUGUUAGAAGAGAGUGAGAGAAGAGAAGAGUUCUACCUACAUAAGUAAGAGCAAGAAGUGAAAAUAUGGCAAGCCUACCACUAUUGCUGAGCCUAGCCGACGACCUUAACCGCCUGUCGGUGGCUCCAUUCUAUGAGCCUCCAUAUUACUGCCAGCGUCAACGCAAUCCCUAUUUGGCUCUUUCCUUUGGCCCAAUCGAGCAGCAACUGCGACGUUUGGAGAAACAAGUUGGUAAUAUUGACGGACCAACUCCGAAGGUCGGCAAAGAUGGCUUCCAGGUGUGCAUGGAUGUGGCCCAAUUCAAGCCGAGCGAGUUGAAUGUCAAGGUGGUGGACAACUCUAUUGUGGUCGAGGGCAAGCAUGAGGAGCGUGAAGACGAUCAUGGCUUUAUCACUCGCCAUUUCGUCCGUCGCUAUGCUCUACCGGAUGGUUAUGAAGCCGACAAGGUGGCAUCUACUCUAUCUUCGGAUGGCGUCCUCACUGUCAGCGUUCCCAAGCCGCCGGCCAUCGAGGAUAAGGGAAGCGAGCGUGUCAUCCAAAUCCAGCAAGUGGGACCGGCCCAUCUCAACGUCAAGCAGAAUGAGAAGGAGAAGGUGGAGCAGCAAGGCAAUGGCAAAGCCGAAUAAAGACUCCCAUCAAACUACAUCUAUGCCAUAAGUCAUUCAUAUACAUACAUACAUAUAUCAAAGUUAUUGUCUGUUUUAUUGUACUACUAGUGUAGGCAGCGUUCAUGAACCUAUAAAUCAGAUAUGUAGAACCAUACAUAAAUACAUAUAGUUAUGUAUAAAAAUUGCACUGAUUAUCCUUAGUUUACGUUGAUUCG
Messenger RNA from Scaptodrosophila lebanonensis, 1107 nucleotides. RefSeq names its product heat shock protein 23 (gene Hsp23). NCBI's taxonomy places the organism in Eukaryota, Metazoa, Arthropoda, Insecta, Diptera, Drosophilidae. The transcript has a single exon. Gene Ontology annotation, biological process: protein refolding; response to heat. Bases 350 to 910 code for a protein of 186 amino acids. Gene Ontology annotation, molecular function: protein folding chaperone. The record is from RefSeq and is a predicted model, not a curated record.